Messenger RNA from Botrytis deweyae, 1461 nucleotides. RefSeq lists its product as uncharacterized. NCBI's taxonomy places the organism in Eukaryota, Fungi, Ascomycota, Leotiomycetes, Helotiales, Sclerotiniaceae. The coding region runs from base 1 to 1461 and encodes 486 amino acids. The record is from RefSeq and is a predicted model, not a curated record. The transcript is spliced from 2 exons.
AUGUCCACUGUCUCCAGAAAUCCUACCCUAAACAAAGACCAUAAGCCCCCGAAACUCAUCACCUUCCAAUCAACAUUCCUUAAGAAUGAUCACGAACAGAUUCGCAUAACCAAGGCAUCAGAAGCCAUCAUAUUCGAGAAAUUACCUUUGAUUCAGGUAAUAUUUGACUCAAAACUUAAUGGGACGUUCAAAGACGACAAAGAUCAAAUUUGUUAUGAUCCAGAGCACGCAAGAACGGAAAGGCCCGCAUUCCCCAAAAUCUCAGGAAGGAUAGUCUAUAUGUACAAUUUGAUCCAGUCAAGCCUCAAGAAUAGAGGACGGGAAUACGAACAAAUUGUAAAAUGGAACACUGGAACGCUUUGGACGAUGAUUGAUUGUCUUGUACGCUUCUUGGAUGGGAAACCUUUGCCUCUCGAUUCUAAGAUGGGUCUUAUGGAAAAACAUUGGGACCUGGAAUUGAUAGGUAUUGAAGUACUGGCAAUAUACCUUGGAUGCACUGAGAUAGAUAAGAAAACUGUGCGCAACGCGUUGAUUUCAUAUAUGCGCCGGCUUCCUACCUCUGAUUUCGCAAAUUCUAGCAGUUCCUUGGAGAAAACAUCCGAAAUAACGAAUCGUGCGAAAAUGUUUAAUAGGAACAACUCCGGACAAGCUGAGAUCAUUGACUUGACCGAAGAAGAUCACAUUAGUCCCCCCAAGACUAUUAAGGAGAAAUCACGAUCAGCGCCCAAGUCGCAGAAAUUAAAUGCAGGCCAAUUGGCUUCUAUUCCAAAGAGGUUGAGGACCGAACCUCCUCCUGGUUCUACAUUAAAAAAGUCCAUUCAGGCAGCCCAGUCAAAACUGAAUCCACGGAAGUCGAAUAAUGGGAAUCAGCCAGCUGCUAAUCUACACGAUUCGAGAAGCUCAAUACAAUCGAACCAAAUUUCAAAGGGACAAAAGAAAUCAAAACAAUCAACUCCCACUCUACGAAGAUCGAACGAAAAAUUAUAUCAAAUUACCACCUCCCGGACGCCAAUAGAAGAAACUCGAUCAAAAUUUUCCCGUCUAGGUCCUCAAUCUAUGCCAAUUGACGCUUAUAUUAGCCUUAACGAAACAUACGGUUGCUUUCUUCAUGUGCACAUAGGCUCAGCAACGAAAGGAUCAGGACUGAUUGGCCGACUACUGCAGGACUUGCACAUGGGAUUCUUUAACAACGGAGAAAUGUCGAAAGUUGUUGGGAAGGGUCGCAACGGGAAACCUAUGUUAGUUUGGGAUGAAGUAUUGAAAUACUUCAGCGUACCUGGAAAUGUGGUCGAAAAUAUGCUAUCAUGGAGUGAAGAUGAUCGCUGGACGCCCAUGGUGAUGUUCAUUGAGCGCUGUCAACUGGAUCGUACUUUGUGGCAAGAUUGGGAUGAGCGAGAUUUAGCUCUCGCCAACUAUUUCGACAUGUUUGUGAAGGCUACUCCUGGGGCGAAAGAUGUCUAG